CAGGGCGCCUUUGGCUGUUUUCAGGGGACUCCUUCUUUGCCCAGUCUUCUGUUGGGGCGUUAUCAACUAACUAGAUUUCUGUCCAUUAUCCGGAGGUUUUGUGUGGUCGCAUUUCAGAGCAGUUGUGUUUUUCUUUCUACUUUGGCUUCCACUGGGAGUUAGAAACUAUUGGCUGUACAGUCCGACGGCUUUAGUGAGUCGGUGAGGUAGAGCUAGUUAGCUAGCUUACAUCGGUUAGCAGCUACCAGAAGAUUUACGGCUUAUAUCCGUGGCUACGCUGCCAGGUAGAUCAAAUAGAACCGAAGGUGCUGCUCAGCCACAAUGGUUUGGUCAGUCCAACACUUUCUGGUGAUUGACAUUGGUAAAUAAUGUGUUAUUUGUGAGGAAGUCAACACAACCUUUGUUUGGAUUGUGCGCAGCUUGGCAGGUUUGGCCCGUUUCAUUGUCCGUAAGCGUAACAAAAAGCCGAGGUUGUGUCUUUUUGUGUAGAUAGGUUGUUUGGCUAUUAAGGUUAACUCAGCCCUGGCCGUGUAAACAAAGCCGUUAGCUGUCCGCUGCAGAUAAUCUUCCGAGGUACCCGGUUCAGGAUGGCGCAGCACGACCCCUCUCAUGUAGCCAGUUCACAGAAGGCGCUCAUGCUGGAAAUGAAGAGCCUUCAAGAAGAGCCGGUGGAGGGAUUCAAAAUAACACUCGUGGACGAAGCUGACCUGUAUAACUGGGAAGUGGCCAUCUUUGGACCCCCAAAUACGCACUAUGAAGGAGGCUAUUUUAAGGCCCGGAUCAAGUUUCCUAUAGACUAUCCAUACUCUCCACCCGCCUUCCGGUUUCUCACCAAGAUGUGGCACCCCAACAUAUAUGAGAAUGGAGAUGUGUGUAUUUCUAUAUUGCAUCCUCCAGUGGAUGACCCACAGAGUGGAGAGCUGCCUUCAGAAAGAUGGAAUCCCACACAGAAUGUCCGGACCAUUUUGCUCAGUGUGAUCUCGCUGCUGAAUGAACCCAACACCUUUUCUCCUGCUAAUGUUGACGCUUCCGUCAUGUACCGUAAAUGGAGGGACAGCAAGGGCAAGGACCGGGAGUAUGUGGAGAUCAUCAGGAAACAAGUUUUAGCCACCAAGGCAGAAGCCGAGCGAGACGGUGUGAAAGUUCCUACCACACUGGCCGAAUACUGCGUCCGCACACGUGCCCCAGCCCCAGAUGAGGGCUCUGACCUCUUCUAUGACUAUUACUAUGACGACGACGACAUGGAGGGAGGGGAUGGCGACUGCUGCUAUGAUGAGGAUGACUCGGGCAAUGAGGAGUCAUGACAUGCUUUAUGGCAGCACCCCACCCCCCUAGCUGACACAUGCUAGCCCCUUUUUUCUGCCCGGGUUGCCAGAAAUUUUAGGUCUACAACUAACUAAAGGUUCGAAGAUUCCCACCUUUAAACCCGUGAAAAGAGCAGUGUAUUCCUUGUUCCUCUGAAUGUCUAUUUUCAGAGGUUAAAAUCAAUUCAACAUUAUGGAAAGGUCCAAUCUGGUAUGAUUUGCACCAGCACAAAUAUCAACAGUUUCUUUACAUUCUCCAUUAUCACAUAAGACCUGCUUAGUUUGUAUGCAUUGUUCAGUCCCUCUUUCAGUAAAAGGCGUUGCAGGAUUAAACCACUGUCAACAACAGCGACAUUUGCACUGGUGCAAAUGCUUCCAAACUUCUCUCAGCCUUUCUCUUGCAUAUCUUUAUUUCCUUAAUUGUAACUGGGCGUUGCUCAGAAGCAGUUGGUCAUUGAGACUGACACACAGUUGAGGAUUUUAAGCUGUUUUCUUGCAAAUGCAUCGAAUCUGACAUUUUCAAGUUUCACAGUCUGUCUUGAGUCAAACAGGACAGGACUUGUUACAGGACUGUGUUUUCUUGUGCAUGCCAGAACAUCUCUGGAAGCUUUUUUGUCUCUCUCUGGUGGACUCUUUACCUGAAUCAUGAUCCAUUUUCAGCUCAGUGAUCAGACUUUUGAUGACAAAGGACUGAAUGGAGUCACCGGGUCAAAAUCCCCAUGUGAACAUUUUUUUGCUAACAUGAAAUUGAUCUGUGCUGUGUUUCUGGUUGCUGUUUGGUGUGUUUCUCUGUCAUUGAGUGUAGGGGUAGAUUAUUUGAAGUAGCUGAGACUUAAGAGUUGUGUAGGAUGACAAUGUUUUUCAGGGGGCAGAACUAAUUACUGGUAAGUAUUCUAUUUCUCCUCAGGUUUGUUCUCUGAGCAACCUACUGGAGCCAAAGACCUAAAACAGUGUAAAGGAAAGCCCAAAUAUUGUGAUUCUGUCUUUGCAAGCGCUGUUAUUUUAGUUUCCCUCUUCUGUUAGACAUGCUUGCUGUCUUUGCUUGAGAAUGAUUUAUGAAAUGAGAUUAUUACGUUUUGCUUUUUUUUUUUUCUUUUAGUAAUAGUAUCUGUCACAAGAUGUUCUUGCAUAUCAGUCUUGUUUAUUACGUUUUCCAGCUCUGAAAGUGAAGGUCACCAUGUUUUGUUUUAUAUUCUUUGUGUUUGAGACUGGACAGGUUUUGAUAAUAUUUUGAGAGUAUGGGUGUCCCCUGUGUAUUUUUUGCAUUAGCAAUAUUGAUGGUUUCAUUAACUUAAAUUGGGACUUCAUAUUGAAAUUCUCAGGAUAAUGAGUUACACAUGACAAAACAAAUAAGACUAGCAACUAUUCUCCUCCUUUUAAUGGUCUUCAGUGUUGGUUUACAGCCUCAGCCGGAACCGUACCUGAUAUGCACAUGUAGCUGUAUGGAUGAUUACCAUAUUGUUUUAUUCACCCGAGCUUCUUCUUUAUUUUCAGCUAUUUAAAAUUGAAAAAUAAAGAUUUAUUGAAAGAAA
Molecule: messenger RNA, 2836 nt
Organism: Betta splendens (Siamese fighting fish)
Lineage: Eukaryota; Metazoa; Chordata; Actinopteri; Anabantiformes; Osphronemidae
Product: ubiquitin-conjugating enzyme E2 R1-like
Exons: 5
Coding region: 588-1304 (238 amino acids)
Biological process (GO): protein polyubiquitination; ubiquitin-dependent protein catabolic process
Molecular function (GO): ubiquitin conjugating enzyme activity
Source: RefSeq, a predicted model, not a curated record